CCAUUUCAGUCUUACUGAGAACAUGACGAAUCCCAUUAAACGUCUCAGAAGUAUACUAUCUGCGAAAGGAACCAUCAUCGACAUGGGCGACUUCCUCUAUAAUCUCGGUGAAAAUGACCUAAUUUCGCAUUGGGAAGAAGAUGAUAUUAGGAGUAAGAGAAACUAUUCAGAGAAAAUGGAUGCCGUAUUUACCAUUCUCCUCCGGAAAAACCCGACUUCAACCGAGGAGAAGCUAAUCAAAAUUCUUGAAGCGAUGGAAAGGGAGGACAUUGUAGAACGUUGGGAGAAUGGCUCUGCAAGUCGUGGAAAUCCGAGUUCCCGCCGGGACCUCCUGCUGGCAAACGAAGGCAUCUUGAAGGACCGGCUGGACGUUGAGGUCGUGUCGACCGAACUGCUCAAGUCAGGAGUGUUAUCGCAGGGGGAUCUCGACGAGAUCAUGACGCCACGGGAGAGGAAGGAGAAGAGGACUGUGUUAUGGGCGAAACUACUGACGAAGAUUGACCCGAGGGGUUUUGAGAAGCUCCUCGAGGCACUCACACAGGCCAAACAAGGUGAUGUAACUGAGGAACUACGAUCACAAGAGCGCAGUAUUUAUAAAGGGAAACCCCACAUUGGAAAUGUCCUCUUGGACUCAAUUCCCUCUGACGAGGACCUUAGACGGAUCGCACCGAAACUGAAAGAAUCGUGGCAUGAAUGGGAAUCCCUCGGGAGAGAACUGGGACUCGGUUCGGACGCGAUCGACCGAAUCAAGUCGAAAACCAGGAGCCACAACAGCGAACGUCCGAUGAGGACGACGUAUCUACUUCUGAGAGAGUGGAAGAAGUCCUCACCAAAGGACAGACCCUCCACGUUUCGGGCUCUCCACGAAGCCCUGUGUAACCAAGGCAUGGACACAAGCGGACUCAUCGCCCUACUCUGCAAGAAGAACUGUGAAGACAUCAAGGAGUGCCUGUAACGAAUUUUUCCUUCCAGGAUCUAGCGAAUUCGGACGGAGACG
Messenger RNA from Darwinula stevensoni, 997 nucleotides. NCBI's taxonomy places the organism in Eukaryota, Metazoa, Arthropoda, Ostracoda, Podocopida, Darwinulidae. The record is from the annotation of a GenBank genome assembly.